Molecule: messenger RNA, 3057 nt
Organism: Cuscuta campestris
Lineage: Eukaryota; Viridiplantae; Streptophyta; Magnoliopsida; Solanales; Convolvulaceae
Source: the annotation of a GenBank genome assembly
UAACUUCAUAGUACGGACCUGGAUUACGCCGAAAUCGAAUCGAUAGCUCGAACGGAAGACAAAUCAACGAAAUCAAACGAACGGGUCAAAUUGAGUCAAAAUACGAAAUCGACCAAUCAAUCCGGCGUGGAGGCGCGGGAACCAUGCCCCGAUGGCGGUGACGUCGUUCAAGACGCCGGUGCCGCAGCCAUCACCUUUCAAGCCCCAGCUGGUACGCACCAUGGCCCCUGUCAACUUGGCCGGCGCACUUAACGCUGCAGGGCCGUCGCGUCCCCCGCAAGCUACGAAUCCGCAGAUCACUCCUGAUGGUCAUUGCGUCUCAAUUGAGAGCGAUGACGGCGAGUGGGACAUCCCGAGGGCCCACAAGAAGAAGAAAGGAAAAAACAUCCGGCCAGCGACCUCCCGAAACUCCGCCUUCGAAAGGCUGGGGGAUAAGGAGGAAGGCGAGAGAAAGUCAGCCAAGCAAAGGCUGGGGCAGAGCGUUGCCCAUGUCAGCGCAUUCGCCCGGCUAGGAGAGGUGCGGGAGGCCGAGCCUGCCCGCACUUGGCGCUCCCGGUCUAACCGGCAGGAGCCAGCGAGGACGAGGGCCUCUCGUCAAGAAGAGGAAGCAGAGAGCCAGCCCAGGUUACCGGUGGCGAACCGGUUGACCAUCCCGAAUGACCGCGUCCAGCAGAUGGAGGCAAAAUUGGAAAGGCUGGAGAAGAAGGCCGGAGAGAAGAAUGACCGGGACAAACCCCUGGCAGGGUCGCCGUUCACCACAAGGGUCCAUUUGACACCUUUCCCGCGAAAGACCUUGCGGAACCGAGCCACUGAAUGGUUCAAUAAGCUUCGCCCGGGAAACAUUGACUCGUUCAGUGAUUUGGCCUCAAAAUUCAAGGCCAAGUUCCAGGAGAAUUGUACUAAGAGGAAGAAAUUCACCUAUCUUAGUACAGCCGGGCAGAGGGAGUCUGAGAACCAUACUCAGUUCCUUACCCGGUGGAAGGAAGAGGUGGACAAGGUGGAAGAGAUGGAUGACAAGACCGUCCUCUCCCUCCUCUUGAAUGGCUUGCGUGCUGGGAACUAUACAAGGGGUUCUGCCGGAAACCCCCAACCACGUACCAAGAGGCCUACCAUACUGCGUGGGAGUUUGCUGAGGCUGAAACUCAACUCCGGGCAAAGAGAGAAGCUGAGCAUGGUCACAAGUCCAAGCCGGUGCAAGUCAAGAAGGAAGAAGCACCGGGACCUAGCCGGCCGAGGCACCACUAUGACCCGGUCACCCGGGUGGUCAAUACGGAAGAAUGCCAAGAAGUGCGGAAAGCACCUGUCAUUCCUCCAGAAAACCCUACCGAUGAUCGACAGUGGAGAGCUGGGCAAAGAUUACUUGCAGAAAGCCCAGGAGAAGAGUCAUCAAUGGGUUAGGCCAACUGCCCCAGGGGAUGACCGGGACAAUGACCGGCGGAGGAAUAACCGGCCAAGGGAGCGGCAACCUGCUCCCGAAAAAGAGCACAUCGGCAUGAUCUUCGGCGGACCCGAGGGUGGAGAUUCAGCCGCGCAGCGGAAGAACUGGGUCCGGAGCAUUUACGUUGGAGAGGUAAGUGCUGAACCGCCCAGGCGUAAACAUACUAGGAGGGAGCCGAUCGUCUUUACUGACCGGGAUCUCCCUCCUACCGGUGAAGAUCACAAUGAUCCAUUGGUCAUCACCAUGGACAUUAAUGGGGUGGAUGUCGCCCGGGUACUUGUUGACACCGGCAGCAGUGUCAACAUCUUAUACCUGGAGACCUUCCAAAAACUCAGGUUGUGUCGAACACAACUUGAACCCCUCAAAACCCCUCUCUCAGGCUUCACGGGGGACACCGUUGAAGCUGAAGGAUCGAUAGUUCUACCGGUCGAACUAGGAUCAGGUGGUGUGGGUGAGGUGAAGGGCGACCAGAGGAACGCCCGGGAGUGCUAUGCCCGGGCAGUCAAGAAAAUGACCAAGGGGGUCAUUGUCAUCUCCCAAGAGAUCACAAAGGGAGAGACCCGGGAGAAAUUGGAGCCCGAGGCCGAGACGGUGGAAAUCGAACUUCACCCGGGUGAUUCUUCGAGGAUGGUCAGAAUGGGAGCAAAUCUCCCCGAGGAUCUCAAGGCACAGAUUACACGGGUCCUCAAAGAAUACGUGGGCAUAUUCGCAUGGAGCGUGGCGGAUAUGCCCGGGAUAGAUCGCUCUGUUAUCUACCACUUGUUGGCCGUGAGGGAGGGAAGUCGACCGGUACGACAGAAGAAGCGGUACCUGGCCAGUGACCGGCGAGAGUUCGUCAAGAAGGAAGUGAAGGACCUCCUCAGUGUUGGUCACAUCUGGGAAGUCAAAUACCCGGAUUGGAACCUCAUCACUGACAACGGCCCGCAAUCCCGAAAUCCAAGAUUCACCGAAUACUUGGAGGGCUUCGGAAUCAAGCACAAUCGCUCUUCGGUAGCGUACCCCCAGAGAAAUGGCCAAGUCGAAAACGCCAACCGAACAAUUGUGGAUGGUCUAAAGAAACGGCUGGGAGAAGCAGGAAACAAGUGGCUGGAAGAGCUCCCACACAUCGUAUGGGCAUUCCGAGUAACACCCAGGAGGGCUCACGGGGAAACUUCAUUCUCCCUAACCUAUGGGUGUGAAGCAAGGCUGCCCAUCGAAGCUGAAUUCCCAACAUUCCGGGAAUCAAAUUAUCAACCCCAACAAAAUGAAGAAGACCACUUGGCCGAGCUCAACUUGGUCGAAGAACGAAGAAUGGCCGCGGAAGUUAAAAUGAGUACAUACCAACAAGUUGUGAAGAAGUAUCAUGACAACAAGGUUGGGCCGCGGUACUUCCAAGUUGGGGAUGAAGUCCUACGAAGAAGAGAAGCAAGUAGACCCGGCGAUGGAGGAAAGCUGGCAAAAAACUGGGAAGGCCCAUACAGGGUUAGAGCCAUCAUUCGACCAGGAACGUAUCGAUUAGAAACUUUAGAUGGUGUACCGGUAGAAAGAACUUGGAAUUCCCACCAUCUUCGCAAGUUCUACAAAUGAUUGUAAUACUAGGCGAGGCCUAACCACAUUAUCAAUCAAAGUGAUGUUCAAUA